Molecule: messenger RNA, 1806 nt
Organism: Fraxinus pennsylvanica
Lineage: Eukaryota; Viridiplantae; Streptophyta; Magnoliopsida; Lamiales; Oleaceae
Source: the annotation of a GenBank genome assembly
AUGGCACAACCAAUUACUAUGUCGAUGCCGAUGCUGAAUGGCAUGGGACCAUUAGAUUUUUGCAUGAGCGGGGCAAUUUUGCUUAGUGAGGUGGCUCAUUUGAUAUUUCUCUCAAUAUAUCCUUCCAUCGAGGCGGCGUCAUUCUCGAUUUUCAAACUAGAAACUAGUUAUUUGAAGAAAAGUUGUGAGAAAAUGAGACAGGCCAUUGUCCUGCAUUUUCUAGUUGGAAUUUUGGCCUGUUCAAGUGUUUCCUAUGUGGAGGCUGAAGAUGCGUACAGAUUUUUAAAUUGGGAAGUAACUUAUGGAGAAAUCUCACCUCUCGGAGUCAAACAAAGGGGAAUUCUUAUCAAUGGACAGUUUCCUGGUCCGACUGUUAAUGCCGUGACGAAUGACAAUGUUAUUGUGAAUGUCAUUAACAAGCUGGAUGAACCUCUUCUCAUUACAUGGAAUGGUGUAAAACAAAGAAAAUCUUCAUGGCAAGAUGGAGUUCUUGGAACCAACUGCCCAAUUCCUCCAAACUCAAACUGGACAUACAAAAUGCAAAUGAAAGACCAAAUUGGAACUUUCACAUAUUUUCCAUCCACGUUGAUGCACAGAGCUGCUGGUGGUUUCGGAGGGUUUAAUCUUUUAGCCAGGUCUGUGAUUCCAGUGCCAUACCAAAAACCUUAUGAGGAAUUUACAGUACUUGUGAGUGACUGGUGGGAGAAAGACCAUAAGGAAUUGCAAAAUAUACUAGAUUCCGGAGCUCCAUUUCCUCUUCCAGAUGGUAUUCUCAUCAACGGCCUCCCUCGUUCUACUUCCUUUUCUGCUAUACCAGGUCAAACCUACUUAUUUCGGGUAUCAAAUGUGGGAUUAACAACUUCAAUAAACUUUAGAAUCCAAGGCCAUACAUUGAGACUGGUUGAAGUUGAAGGAUCUCAUACAGCACAAGAAGUAUAUGAAUCACUUGAUAUUCACGUAGGGCAAUCCAGUUCUUUCCUGGUUACUGUAGAUGAAAACCCUAAAGACUAUUUCAUUGUGGCUUCGACCCGUUUUACCAAGCCCAUUUUCACUGCCACUGCAGUCCUUCAGUUAGCAGGUUCACGAUCUCCAGCCUCUGGGCCACUGCCUAAUGGCCCAACUUAUCAGCUUCACUGGUCCAUGAAGCAAGCUCGAACCAUAAGAUGGAAUUUGACAGCAAAUGCAGCAAGGCCUAACCCCCAGGGGUCAUUUCAUUAUGGGACCAUAAAUGUCGUCAGGACACUGGUGCUCGCAAAUUCUGCUGAAAAAAUCAAUGGAAGACAAAGAUACAGUGUUAAUAAGGUUUCAUAUCAGAAUCCAGAAACCCCAUUGAAACUUGCUGAUUAUUUCAAUAUUCCUGGUGUCUUCACCUUAAACUCCAUCAAGGACACCCCUCCUGCUGGUCCUGCAGUUCUUGGCACUUCGGUAAUCGGCACAACUCUUCACGAUUUUAUCGAAAUCGUGUUUCAGAACAAUGAGAAUACCAUGCAGUCUUGGCAUUUUGAUGGUUAUGACUUUUGGACUGUUGGGUUUGGUUCUGGCCAGUGGAAUUCUACUUUGAGGAGACGCUUUUAUAAUUUGGUUGAUGCUACCACCAGAUACACAGUUCAGGUAUAUCCAAAUAGUUGGAGUGCAAUAUUGGUGUCGCUCGACAACAAGGGUAUGUGGAAUUUAAGGUCAGCAAUUUGGCCAAGGCGUUACCUGGGACAAGAGUUAUAUGUUAGAGUGUGGAACGAUGAAAACAGCCCUUAUACAGAGUAUGAUAUACCCGCAAAUGAAAUACUUUGUGGCAAGAUUAAAAAAUAA